Guyanagaster necrorhizus is the source of this 1139-nucleotide messenger RNA. RefSeq lists its product as uncharacterized. Lineage: Eukaryota; Fungi; Basidiomycota; Agaricomycetes; Agaricales; Physalacriaceae. Bases 422 to 1087 code for a protein of 221 amino acids. The record is from RefSeq and is a predicted model, not a curated record. Gene Ontology annotation, cellular component: mitochondrion. The transcript has 3 exons.
UGAAUCUUUCUGCGUGAUUACUUUCUGACAUUGAAACAACGAUGCCAUGAAGAGUGUGGAUGCGAGCGCGCAUACAUUCCUCCUAAAAGGCGGAGCGCCGAGUGCUGAGCUUUUCAGACUGAUCAGAUAUCAAACUGUAUGCUCCGAUUUUGAAAGAUACUAGUACAAUGAGCCCGCCAUUCUCCUACCACCUUCGCGGUCGGUGGAAGCAUAAUACUCAAGUUCAAGUUCGAGCUUCCUUUGUCGUAGUCGCGAGAAGUUAUCGGACAUCGCACUCCGCGCGUUCUGGCAUGGAGCCGCACACCUGAAGUUCGACCCGCCGUCGGCUCAGAUUUCAUCCUGAUGGAACGUAUAAAUGGUGUUGCCCUAGAGGACCUCUGGUUCAAUACUUUUAUGAAGACACCGGCACCGUGAUAAGGAAAUGGUCUUCCUCGAUCUAGAUCUUCACCAGCGGCCUUUUUCGCAGAUUGGUAGUUUGUUUUUCAAGGAGGAUGUUAGUCCGGAGCUGCAGAGCAGGCAGCUUUACUUGAGGGAAAGGGACAACAAGGAGCCCGCCGAAAAAUAUAAGAUCGGACCUGUCGUUGAAAAGCAGUAUUGGUACAAUGGGUCUGCAGACGGAGAUCGGCCUGCUAUGGUGUCUUUUAUUCAAGCCACUUGCGGUCUAGUGCUUCAGAAGGCCGAGUCUCAUGCGGCCAGCGCAGCGUCUUCUUCCCCGUCUCCUAGCUCUCUUCUAAGCGGUUCGAGGCCCUUCGACCUCCCUGAACUGCGUCGGCUAUUGCAGCAGUGUAUAUCGAUGACGCCUCACAUCAUUCCGCUCGAGCGUGGGCUAACAGCCCCUUAUCUCAUUGAUCCUGAUCUCUCACGGUCAAACGUAAUCGUCAAGCCCUCUGGAGCGGCUAACGUUGUCCAGUACAUCGACUGGCAAGGCGCUUUUUCCCUUCCUUACCUUCUGAGCACUAGGCUGCCUCAGGCUGUUCUUUAUGAGGGAAAACGCAUCGCUUCGCCCCACGAUCCUUUCACGUUCCCGGACUUCGGACUUUCCUGUAGAACUGAAGGAGUAAGAGGACCUCAAGCGGAGACUCGCUAAGCGGCAGCGAAUAAUGUCGAAGGUCUUGCUGCAAAAGCUUCGUCUGCGUGGC